Molecule: messenger RNA, 1707 nt
Organism: Entamoeba invadens IP1
Lineage: Eukaryota; Evosea; Mastigamoebida; Endamoebidae
Exons: 1
Coding region: 1-1707 (568 amino acids)
Source: RefSeq, a predicted model, not a curated record
AUGAGCCACCAGCCGUCUGUAGCUGCGCAGAAGAAGUCGUGGAACAAAAACGUCGUGAAAGUUGUGAAGAAGAUGACCAAAGUUUAUGAGGAGGUCCGACUAGAAAUAGUCAAAGGUGAUGUUUCACCGAAGUCAUUUACAAAGUUGACUCAACAACUUGAGAAGACGACACCAGUGAUUGACCAAUCUCCAUACAAAUCAAAUGAAGUUAUUCCAGACGAUGUUUCUCAGACAUUAAUAACUCUUUUAGAUGCUAUUAUAGACUUUCUUCUUAAAAUAGAACAUGAAGAUUCUACACAUACACAAGGCAUCUAUGUGAUGCUUCUUAAGCUUAUAGAGUUUCCAAACUACCAACCAUACUUAUACGAGGACUUCCCACCCCCACAGAUCUCCACUUCAUUAUCAAAUGUCUUCUGCUCCUAUUACAACGCACUUUUAAGAACAGCACUCCUCUUGAUCUCAUCAAUGACUGCCGCUCCUAUUCUUAACUCCGUCAAAGAACAAAAAGAGAAGCUGAAAGUCAAGAAGUUGACGACGUAUCAAUUUGUCAUGAAAGCGCCUCCUCUUGAAGAGAAGAUGUAUCAAGUCACCGCAGAUGUAUUAGCCGCAGUGUCUUUAAGGAUCCCACAAAUUGCAAAAGAGAUCUUCGAAGCGAUUAGUUCGAAGCCGGUGAACUUCUGUCGUUCGAUUUAUCCAAUCAGUGUGUGGGAAAGUUUUAGUAAAUAUUGUGUAGCGACCAAUCGGAUGUGUCAGAAAUUUCAAAGCGGGUUGUCAGGAGUCGAGAACAAGUGGACGUUACACUUCUCUGCUCGUCUUCCAUUUUCUUUCAAAUAUUACAUAGCGUACCUUAAUAAAGUCAUUGCUAUUGUAGGAACAACUAGUGAACAAAUCACAGCAGUCCAUGGAUAUGUCCAAUUAGUCUCAUUUACAACUCAUUUGUCCCACGGAAAGCCCUCUAAAUUGAAUUCGCCUGAGAUGUUUUAUACGACAAUAGCAACAUUAUGUCUGACUCAAUUUCCAAGUACUUUCAAAAAGGUGAUGGAAGACAAAUUUGCACGGACAAAUGCGUAUUCCAUCGACUCGUUGUCGAAUUUUGUCGUCUCAAGUCAAAAGAUAUUUGAAACAUUUGUCGAGCGCGGGGUAGUCCUUGGAGAUGUAGUUGACACGGAAAGGAUCGUUAAAGUGUUAGAUGCUAUAAUGAAGAGUGAUUCAUAUUAUGCACUCUCCACAGCAAUGUCGUUACUCUAUGAGUUACUCGGGUGCUUAGAUAAAGUACAGAAGAAGGUCAUUCAACAGUUCAUUGUCAACAACUUCAAUUUCUUUGCUAUUCACUGGUAUUACCAAACUCGGAGAUUCUUCUUUAAAGUCAUCUUCAAUCGUUUAACUAUCGCUCCAGCUUUCAGAAUCACCGGUUCCUUACUUGAAAAUGAAGUAAAGAAGUACGAAAAAUAUGGCGAUCUCACUUAUGAAACAACUCUCACAGAAAUCAUUCAACUCAAAAUUAAAUUCCUUCGCGCUGCGUUGAAGGGCGACAAAAAAUUGCAGCCAGAGGAUUUGCCACACAAAAAGUACUUGAAAGAGGCGGUCGACGAAAUAGACGAGGAACUCAAGGAAUUCGAAAAAUGGAAAACUACUAAUACUGAACAGUGUCCACUCCAACAUCUCGACCUCACUCUUGUCACUAAGCUUGAAAACAGCUUAAUUUGA